Xiphophorus hellerii (green swordtail) is the source of this 2974-nucleotide messenger RNA. Its product is annotated as neuronal acetylcholine receptor subunit alpha-7-like. Gene Ontology annotation, biological process: monoatomic ion transmembrane transport. Gene Ontology annotation, molecular function: transmembrane signaling receptor activity; acetylcholine-gated monoatomic cation-selective channel activity. NCBI's taxonomy places the organism in Eukaryota, Metazoa, Chordata, Actinopteri, Cyprinodontiformes, Poeciliidae. The record is from RefSeq and is a predicted model, not a curated record. Gene Ontology annotation, cellular component: postsynaptic membrane.
CCAGCUUGUGUGUGUGAGUGAAUCUGUACCUGGUGUUGCGUGACGGCGCCAUUCUGAACUCCACUCUGCCGUCUGUCAGCCCUUUCCCCCCCUCCUCACACUCUCUUCAUUCCUCCUCCUCCUCUUUGUCUCUUUUCUGCCUCUCGUUCAUUCCACCGGAGAGCCGCAGCGCCAUCCUCGAGGAUCCGACACGGAGAGCCCACAGCCGGGCAGCGGAGUUCAGUGAACAGCGUCAGAAUGCGGUGCCACAAGUUUUGGGGUCCCUGUUCGGUUGGAUUUUAUAUUUGUACUGCCAUUCUUUUUAAAGGCUCCUUGCAGGGGGAACACCAGAGGAAGCUGUACAAGGAGCUGCUGGCGAACUACAAUCGAUUAGAGAGACCUGUUGUUAAUGAUUCAGCUCCUAUCCUGGUGGAGCUCGGCCUCACGCUGCUGCAGAUUAUAGACGUGGAUGAGAAAAACCAAGUGUUAAUGACCAACGCGUGGCUCCAGCUGUACUGGACAGACGUCUACUUAAGCUGGAAUCCAGAGAAUUACCCAGGUGUCCAGAACCUGCGAUUUCCUUCUGACCAGAUCUGGACCCCUGACAUUCUUCUUUACAACAGUGCGGAUGAGCGCUUCGAUGCCACAUUUCACACCAAUGUCCUGGUGAAUGCUUCUGGUCACUGUCAGUACAUUCCCCCGGGCAUCUUGAAGAGCACUUGUUACAUCGAUGUGCGUUGGUUCCCCUUUGACGUGCAGAAGUGUGACUUGAAGUUCGGCUCAUGGACUCACAACGGCUGGCUACUGGACUUGCAGAUGCUUGAUGUGGACACAUCCACUUACAUACCCAACGGAGAGUGGGACCUCGUGGGUGUGCCAGCCAAGCGUAAUGAGCUGUAUUACGAGUGCUGUAAGGAGCCCUAUCCUGAUGUGACCUUCACAGUCACCAUGCGCCGCAGGACUCUUUAUUAUGGACUAAAUCUGCUCAUUCCCUGUGUGCUGAUCUCUGGUUUGGCUUUACUGGUCUUCCUGUUGCCAGCAGAUUCUGGAGAAAAGAUUUCUCUGGGCAUCACUGUGCUGCUUUCGCUCACUGUCUUCAUGCUUCUGGUAGCAGAGAUUAUGCCUGCCACAUCUGACUCUGUACCGCUUAUCGCUCAGUACUUUGCCAGCACAAUGAUGAUUGUGGGAAUGUCUGUGGUGGUGACUGUCAUAGUCCUGCAGUUUCAUCAUCAUGACCCUCAUGGGGGCAAGAUGCCCAAGUGGGUUCGUGUGGUUCUGUUGAACUGGUGUGCCUGGUUCCUCCGUAUGAAACAACCUGGUGAUGAGCGCAAGAAGCCACAGUACAAGUAUCGCCAUACCGCCCAGCAUCACUCCAGCACCAGCUCCAUUGAGAUGGGCACAAUGCCAAGCCUCACAGUGCCUCUGUCACAGGCAUCAUGCCCACCCUGCACAACAGGCACUUCCAAUGGUUCCAUGAGUCUCUACUUUGGGAGUUACCAUCCCAUGGAGAGUCCACACUGCCCACCUUCCAGCGACUCUGGAGUCACGUUGGGCGGACGCACUCAUGGAUCUAUGGGUGACGAGACUGAGCCGCCAGGGGGAGUUUGUGGUGUUGGAAGUCUUGGAAUGGGAGUUGGCAUCCCCCCACCUGAGAUCUUGCGCAUCUUGGAGGAGGUGUCGUACAUUGCACAGAGGUUUCGGGACCAGGACGAAGCUGAGGCAAUCUGCAGUGAGUGGAAGUUUGCAGCUGCCGUAGUGGACCGACUGUGUCUGGUGGCCUUCUCUCUCUUCUCCAUCAUUUGCACUUUCACCAUCCUCAUGUCAGCUCCUAACUUCAUUGAGGCUGUUUCCAAGGACUUCACAUAACCAGCUGCUGAAAGACAGAGAAGGAAGGAGGUGUAAAUAAUCAGACUUUAAAGAGAGAUUUGGAAAGGAAAUCAGAGACAGGGAGAAGUGUAUUCCCCGACCCACCUACUUGGCAGCCAUUUGUUUUGAGAUGGGCUUGUAGUAUCUCAUUAGAAAAAUAUUUUCUUCAGCAACUUUGUAAAUAAAUCAUAUCAUAAUAAGCAAUUGUUAAAUAAUGUAAACACUUAAACUUAUGAGAAGAUAUAAACUAAUUACAAGCCUGUAAUUAAAAACUUAGUAUGUAUGUAAGAUUAAGACAUACAAUUCAGCUGUUUGCAAAUGAUGUAAAUCUUAAAUGCAAUGUUGAUACAUGGAAAUAUUAUUUUUAAGCAAUUUUUGCGUUCUCGAUUUUAAUAUCAACAACUUACAGAAAGAUGGGAGUAGCUUCAAAUAUAUUGAAGCUAUAUCUUCAAUAUAUCGAUAUAUUGCCUUGCUAAUCAGAUGAAUUGGCAUUCCUACUCCCUCUUUAAAGCAAUUUGUCCAUAUCAGAGGAUUCAGUGUAGAAUGAUGGGCAGAUUUUUACAAGGCUAUAACAGGAUAGAAAAGAAGACCAAAGAAAUUGAGUGGGAACAAAGGAAACUACCAAAAUCAGAUCACUGUGAAUGUUGUAUUGUUUUAAUUUGGGCAAUCAAAUAGCUGUAGACUUUUCUACUUUGGGUUUUGCGUCAGACUUAGCUCCCUCAACAGGCAAUGCCAAAACAUAGAUAUUAUAUCAUAAGACCACUCUGACAAUGUUCAUUAGUAAUACAAAUGUUUAGCCGUUACACAGGAUGCACAAACAUUUGUCUUAAAUCUAGUAAAGUUAUACAAUUGUUUCCCAAAGUAAUGCAUCAUAACAAGUGAGCACAUUAGUGUGACUGUGGCUCAGUGGUAGAGCAGUCAUCUUUUAAUCGAAAGGUUGCAUGUUUGAUUUCAGAUUCCUCUUGUCAUAAUGCUUGAUGUGCUCCAGGGCAAGGUACUUAACCCUAAGUUGCCUCCUGAUCCAUGUAUUGGUGUAUAAAUGUGUGAGUUUGAAUUGAUGAAUGUGUCUGUACUCUAUAUAUAUUUGUGUGCUUGACUUGAAAGGCACAAUAUAAAAUCAGUCAAUUCA